Solea solea (common sole) is the source of this 1059-nucleotide messenger RNA. RefSeq names its product frataxin (gene fxn). Gene Ontology annotation, cellular component: mitochondrion. Gene Ontology annotation, biological process: iron incorporation into metallo-sulfur cluster; intracellular iron ion homeostasis. Gene Ontology annotation, molecular function: iron chaperone activity; 2 iron, 2 sulfur cluster binding; ferric iron binding. The record is from RefSeq and is a predicted model, not a curated record. Lineage: Eukaryota; Metazoa; Chordata; Actinopteri; Pleuronectiformes; Soleidae. The transcript is spliced from 6 exons. The coding region runs from base 76 to 696 and encodes 206 amino acids.
AUUUUCACUGUAAGGAAGUAGAAAGAGGUCCAGUAAUCAGUACAUGUGAUAAGUAAUAAGAAGUGCCGCUUCGCCAUGGUGUUGUUGUUGUUGUUAUUCCGUAAAUCUGCGUGUAUUUCUGCACACGUGUGUCGCCUCGCCAGCGCGCAGAGACUCCGCAGCUCGUGUCACCAGCUCAGGAGCCUGUGUCACUUCUAUCACGGAGCUUUUCCGCUGCGACGCCGGGCUUCUGUCUGCCAACACCCGGAAACAUGUUGUUUAGUAACCUCAGGUUCCCUGAAGAAAAGCAUCCAUAUGAGCGCAGUCAGGCUGGAGAAAUCCACUCCUGUGCAGAUGAGUGAGCUCUCUGAAGCAGUGUAUGAGAAACUGGCAGAGGAGACACUGGAUGCUCUGGCUGAAUACUUUGAAGACCUGGCUGAUGAAGCUCCUCCUGGAGCCGACUUUGAUGUCGUCUUCUCUAGCGGUGUGUUGACGGUGAAGGUGGGCGGAGACCACGGCACGUAUGUCAUCAACAAACAGACACCAAACAAACAAAUCUGGCUUUCCUCUCCCACCAGUGGCCCAAAGCGUUACCACUGGACUGGUGAACAGUGGGUUUACAGCCACGACGGCGUCAGCCUCCACCAGCUGCUGUCCAAAGAGUUCUCCAUCAUCUUCAAUAAAAACAUGGACCUCUCUGACCUGCCGUAUUCCUGAGGUUUAGGGUCAUGACGUCACAUAAAUACAGAUAACGAUGAUCAUGUCGCGUAAUAAUAUAUUUGUACAGCUCCUACUCUGUGUCACACACACUGUCUGCAUCACGUCACAUUUCCAUGUUUUACAGAGCUGGGCCUUUUUGGUUUUGUUUUGAGACAAAUCAUUUUGUUUUAUUAUUUUAUUUAUUAUCAUGGACUGUGUACAAAAGUAAAUUAAAUGAAUUAUUAUUAUAUGAACUAUUUAAAGCUUAUUGUAAUCUGCAGUCCCUUGCAAAACUCACAGUGACAGAACAGGGGAAGCAGAAAGUUUGCUGAACGACAGAAAACAUAAACUAAAGGGUGAUCGGUGUGGACAGGCUUCUGA